This is a messenger RNA of Saccoglossus kowalevskii, 552 nucleotides long. RefSeq lists its product as uncharacterized. Lineage: Eukaryota; Metazoa; Hemichordata; Enteropneusta; Harrimaniidae. Gene Ontology annotation, biological process: intracellular signal transduction. The record is from RefSeq and is a predicted model, not a curated record.
UGUAUUAUCGCCAUAUAGAUACAGUAGGAUUUAUAGUAAACUCAUUUGCAAACUGGAAUUCCACUAUGUUUCUAAUUCAUUGCGAGGCUGCCGUCACUAAUUACGUAAUAAAGCAACAAAAGUACCACUGGGACCUAGCCACUCCUGAUGAUCUCCUUGCUGCGUUAGAUAGCUAUAUCUUGUUGUGUAAUAAAGUGUGUCAAAUGAGAAGGAUUCCGCGGACUCUUCAACAUCAGUGCCGGCAUGCACUUCGAGUGAUGCUUGGAAAGAAGUAUGUAGAUGCCAUAGAGAAAUUCACUCUUUCCAGACAAUUGAAGAACUUCCUUCUGUUCACAGAUCCACAGCAGGUGGACUUUUCAGAAGCAGUAGAAGACUGAAGAUAGAAGUUAUUCUUGGCUGUCCUCCUGACCAUGAAUGUUAUUGUACUUAUGAUGUGGAAGGCUGCCCUCCUUUCUGGCGAUGGGAAUAUUGGUAAACAGAAGAUGUUUAUCUUUUUUUGAUAGUGAUUAAAGUGUCCAAGCGUGAAUUCAAAAUUUGUAUUUUAUCAUCAAG